AUGGAGGUUGUUUUAGGACAAAACCAAACAACUGAAAUCAAAGUCGGAGUAGUUCUUGAUCUCCAAACAAGUUUUUCCAAGAACUGCCUCACUUCUAUUAACAUGUCGCUGUCCGAUUUCUACGAGGAUCAUCCUAAUUACCGCACAAGACUUGUGCUUCACGUCAGAGAUUCCAUGCAAGAUACUGUUCAGGCUUCAGCUGCAGCCUUGGACCUAAUCAAGAACGAGCAAGUGAGCGCCAUCAUUGGACCAAGAACCUCUACGCAAGCAGAAUUUAUGAUCAAACUGGCAGACAAAUCUCAAGUACCGACCAUCACAUUCUCAGCAACAAGCCCUCUUUUGACAUCCAUCAACAGCCCUUACUUCGUCCAAGCCACUCUCGACGACUCACUUCAGGUCGAUGCCAUUGCAGCCACUGUGAAGUCCUUCGGGUGGAGAAGCGUAGUGGCCAUGUAUGUGAACGACGAGCUAGGUAAAGGAAUCAUGCUUCACCUGUCUGACGCUUUACAAGACGUGGAAGUUCAUCGAAGUGUGAUCUCUCCGGAGGCUAACGAUGACCAGAUAUAUAAGGAACUUUACAAGCUCAUGACCGAGCAGACGAGGGUUUUUGUUGUCCACAUGGCAUCAAGUCUCGGAUUCCGAGUUUUGCAGAAAGCUAGAGAGAUCGGAAUGAUGGAGGAAGGGUAUGUAUGGAUACUAUCAAAUGGAAUGACGCAUAUGAUGCGAUAUACCGACCAUGGCCGUGGCUUGGAGACUAUGCGGGGCGUGUUAGGUGUGAGGAGCCAGGUCCCCAAAUCACAAGAGCUUAAAGGUUUCCGUUCGAGAUGGAAGAGGAAGUUCGUGAAAGACGAGGAUAAUAAUGGAGAGCCAAGCGUUUACGCGCUAUGGGCUUAUGAUUCGAUCACUGCAUUGGCCAUAGCUGUGGAGAAAACCGACCUAAAGAGCUUGCGUUAUGGUAAUAGGAGCACCUUGUCAAAUAACAAGACGGAUUUGGGGACGUUAGGAGUCUCUAGGUAUGGUCCAAGUCUUAUAAAGGCCCUCUCGGAUGUAAGAUUCAAAGGCUUAGCAGGAGAGUUUCAUCUCAUUAACGGGCAGCUUGAGUCAUCAACGUUUGAGAUUAUCAACUUUAUUGGAAAGGAAGAGAGGGUUAUCGGAUCUUGGAGACCAAGCAAUGGACUCGUGAAUGCAAAGUCAAACAACACUACAGAAGAGAAGUUAGGGCAGGUGUUAUGGCCUGGAAAUUCUACACAUAUACCAAAAGGUUGGCAGAUUCCGACGAAGGGGAAGAAGCUUAGAGUGGGAGUUCCAAUGAAGAAAGGCUUCUUGAAUUUUGUGGAGGCCGAAGAAAUAGAUCCGAUCAAUAACACAACGAAACCAAAGGGUUACACCAUAGACAUCUUUGAAGCUGCUCUUAAGAAGUUGCCAUAUUCAGUCAUCCCUCAAUACUUCUGUGUCGAGUCUGAAGAUGAUGACUACAAUAAUUUGGUCUAUCAACUCCAUAACGGGAAGUUGGAUGCAGUUGUUGGAGAUGUAACAAUCACAGCGAACAGGUCUUUGCAUGCUGACUUCACGUUACCGUUCACAGAGUCUGGAGUGUCUAUGCUCGUGCCACUGAGAGACAAUGAGAACAAGAACACGUGGGUGUUCCUCCAGCCUUGGAGCUUAGACCUAUGGAUCACCACAGGUUGCUUCUUCGUCCUCAUUGGCUUUGUUGUGUGGCUGCUCGAACACAGAAUCAACGACGACUUUCGUGGACCGCCUCACCACCAGAUCGGCACUAGUUUCUGGUUCUCCUUCUCCACUAUGGUCUUUGCCCACCGUGAGAAGGUGGUAAGCAAUUUAGCAAGGUUUGUGGUGGUUGUGUGGUGCUUUGUGGUGCUAGUGCUGACUCAGAGCUACACAGCGAAUCUCACCUCUUUCCUGACAGUACAACGUUUACAACCAACGACCACAACUGUGGAAGAUCUCAUCAAAACUGGGAAGCCCGUAGGGUACCAACACGGCACGUUCGUUAAAGAUAUUCUAAAAGAUCUGAAAUUUAGUGAAACUCAGCUCAAGCCCUUUGGUUCCGCUGAAGAAUGUAACGAGCUUUUUACCAGCGGGACAAUUGUAGCAGCUUUCGACGAAGUGGCCUACCUUAAGGCUAUCAUCUCUAAGUACUGCUCCAAAUACGCCAUGGUUGAGCCUUCCUUUAAAACUGCUGGUUUUGGCUUUGCAUUUCCCAAGAAUUCACCUUUGACGGAUGAUGUCUCAAGGGCUAUCUUGAAUGUGACUCAAGGCGAUGAAAUGGAAAACAUCGAGAACACAUGGUUCAAGAAAGAAAGUGGUUGUCCUGAUCCAAAGUCAGAACUUUCGUCCAACCGUCUUAGCCUAAGUAGCUUCUGGGGUUUAUUUCUAAUAGCCGGCGUUGCUUCCUUCUUGGCAUUUCUCGUCUUCGUAACCCUCUUCUUGUACGAACACAGGCACACGCUGUGUGAUGAUUCUGUAGGUUCCUUGUGGAGGAAGCUAAAGUUUUUGUUCAGAAUAUUGGAUGCGAAAGACAUAAGUUCGCAUACGUUCAAGAACAGCGCCGUUCAUAAUGUGAGCUCGCCUAUAACUCCGUGCACUCCUAGCCCUUCCACUGUGCAGAUGAUCAGACCAUGGCCGCGAAGCAUGUCAUUAAACAGGGAUUUUGAGACAAGAAGAGCCUCUUUCUUCAUGAGGGAAGAACGUUUCACAACGCAACCGAAACAUGAUGAAGAUAGAGAAUCUGAUAUUGAGUCUGGAGCUAAACUAUAG
Molecule: messenger RNA, 2778 nt
Organism: Microthlaspi erraticum
Lineage: Eukaryota; Viridiplantae; Streptophyta; Magnoliopsida; Brassicales; Brassicaceae
Source: the annotation of a GenBank genome assembly